Messenger RNA from Condylura cristata (star-nosed mole), 9542 nucleotides. RefSeq names its product roundabout, axon guidance receptor, homolog 2 (Drosophila) (gene ROBO2). NCBI's taxonomy places the organism in Eukaryota, Metazoa, Chordata, Mammalia, Eulipotyphla, Talpidae. Bases 260 to 4876 code for a protein of 1538 amino acids. The transcript is spliced from 29 exons. The record is from RefSeq and is a predicted model, not a curated record. Gene Ontology annotation, molecular function: protein binding.
UAUUCCCACGGAAAGCAAAGUGGAGAUCAGAAAUAAUUUUGCAGCUCCUGGAGCAGGAGCUGUGCUGACUGCGUGCUGAGAAGAGCCGGAUCCGUGAGAAAUGUAGCUUGGCUCAGGGCUACACCAGGGAGCUGCUACUUCAGCUGCUAAAGAUGGCAAAACAACACCUACCUCAGGGUUUUCCAGGAUUCAUGCUAUCUUAAUAACCGGGAGGGAAAAGGAUGUGAGAUUUUUGUGUGUGUGAAAUUAACUUGUGGAAAUGUUAUCAUCAGAGAAAGUGGGGAAAAUUACUAGAUUUGAACUUCUCUUCGUUUUGAUGAUCUUCUUCUCUGGACCAACUCUGAGCAAGCUGACUCGGACCCCCUGGAAAGGGAAACCUUGGAAAGGGGGAUCUCGUCUUCGCCAGGAAGACUUCCCCCCGCGAAUUGUGGAGCACCCUUCAGAUGUCAUCGUCUCUAAGGGAGAGCCCACCACUUUGAAUUGUAAGGCCGAGGGGCGGCCCACACCCACCAUUGAGUGGUACAAGGAUGGAGAACGGGUGGAGACCGAUAAGGAUGAUCCCCGGUCCCACAGGAUGCUUCUGCCUAGCGGGUCCUUAUUCUUCUUGCGCAUCGUGCAUGGGCGCCGAAGUAAACCUGAUGAAGGAAGCUACGUUUGUGUUGCCAGGAACUAUCUUGGUGAAGCAGUGAGCCGAAAUGCAUCUCUGGAAGUGGCAUUGUUAAGAGAUGACUUCCGGCAAAACCCCACAGACGUGGUCGUGGCAGCUGGGGAGCCCGCCAUCCUGGAGUGUCAGCCUCCCCGGGGACACCCCGAACCCACCAUCUACUGGAAAAAAGACAAAGUUCGAAUUGAUGACAAGGAAGAAAGAAUAAGUAUCCGUGGUGGAAAACUGAUGAUCUCCAAUACCAGGAAAAGCGAUGCAGGGAUGUAUACCUGUGUUGGUACCAAUAUGGUGGGAGAGAGAGACAGUGAUCCUGCGGAACUGACUGUCUUUGAACGACCCACAUUUCUCAGGAGGCCAAUUAACCAGGUGGUGCUGGAGGAAGAAGCUGUAGAAUUUCGUUGUCAGGUCCAGGGGGACCCUCAGCCAACUGUACGGUGGAAAAAGGAUGAUUCAGACUUGCCAAGAGGAAGGUAUGACAUCAAAGAUGAUUACACACUGAGAAUCAAAAAGGCUCUGAGUACAGAUGAAGGCUCCUACAUGUGUAUUGCUGAGAAUCGUGUUGGCAAAGUGGAGGCCGCAGCUACCCUAACAGUGCGAGCUCGCCCUGUUGCUCCUCCACAAUUUGUGGUUAGGCCAAGAGAUCAGAUUGUUGCUCAAGGUCGAACAGUGACAUUUCCUUGUGAAACUAAAGGAAACCCACAGCCAGCUGUUUUUUGGCAGAAAGAAGGUAGCCAGAACCUGCUUUUUCCAAAUCAACCCCAGCAGCCCAAUAGUAGGUGUUCUGUGUCACCCACCGGCGACCUCACCAUCACCAACAUUCAGCGUUCAGACGCCGGGUACUAUAUCUGCCAGGCCCUGACUGUGGCAGGAAGCAUUUUGGCAAAAGCUCAACUUGAAGUUACUGAUGUUUUGACAGAUAGACCUCCACCCAUUAUACUACAAGGCCCAGCCAACCAAACAUUAGCAGUAGAUGGUACCGCAUUACUGAAGUGUAAAGCUACUGGAGAUCCUGUUCCUUUAAUUAGCUGGCUGAAGGAAGGAUUUACUUUUCUGGGUAGAGAUCCAAGAGCAACAAUACAAGAUCAAGGAACAUUGCAGAUAAAGAAUUUACGGAUUUCUGAUACCGGCACUUAUACCUGUGUGGCAACUAGUUCAAGUGGGGAGACUUCCUGGAGCGCUGUGCUAGAUGUGACAGAAUCUGGAGCAACAAUCAGUAAAAAUUAUGAUUUAAAUGAAUUGCCAGGGCCACCAUCCAAACCACAGGUCACUGAUGUUACUAAGAACAGUGUCACCUUGUCCUGGCAACCAGGUACGCCUGGUAUGCUUCCAGCAAGUUCAUAUAUCAUUGAAGCUUUCAGCCAAUCGGUGAGCAAUAGCUGGCAGACAGUGGCGAACCACGUAAAGACCUCCCUCUACACAGUCAGAGGACUGCGGCCCAAUACGAUCUAUUUAUUCAUGGUCAGAGCUAUCAACCCCCAAGGUCUCAGUGACCCAAGCCCUAUGUCAGAUCCAGUCCGCACACAAGAUAUCAGUCCCCCCGCACAAGGGGUGGACCACAGACAAGUCCAGAAGGAACUGGGGGAUGUCCUUGUCCAUCUUCAUACUCCGGUAGUGUUGACCCCCACCACUGUCCAAGUUACGUGGACGGUUGAUCGCCAGCCCCAGUUCAUCCAGGGUUACCGAGUGAUGUACCGUCAGACCUCAGGCCUGCAGGCUUCAUCUACAUGGCAGAAUUUAGAUGCCAAGGUUCCGACAGAACGAAGUGCCGUCUUGGUCAAUCUGAAAAAGGGAGUGACUUAUGAAAUUAAGGUUCGACCCUAUUUUAAUGAAUUCCAAGGAAUGGAUAGUGAAUCCAAAUCAGUUCGUACUACUGAAGAAGCCCCGAGUGCUCCUCCACAAUCUGUCACUGUGCUGACAGUUGGAAGCCACAAUAGCACAAGUAUUAGUGUCUCCUGGGAUCCUCCCCCUCCAGAUCAUCAGAAUGGAAUUAUCCAAGAAUAUAAGAUCUGGUGUCUGGGAAAUGAAACACGAUUCCAUAUCAACAAAACUGUGGAUGCAGCUAUCCGAUCUGUAAUAAUUGGUGGAUUGUUCCCAGGUAUUCAGUACCGGGUAGAGGUGGCAGCAAGUACCAGUGCAGGAGUUGGAGUAAAGAGUGAGCCACAGCCAAUAAUAAUCGGGGGGCGUAAUGAAGUUGUCAUUACUGAAAACAAUAACAGCAUAACUGAACAAAUCACUGACGUUGUGAAGCAACCAGCCUUUAUAGCCGGUAUUGGUGGUGCCUGUUGGGUAAUUUUGAUGGGUUUUAGCAUCUGGUUGUAUUGGCGAAGAAAGAAGAGAAAGGGACUCAGUAACUAUGCUGUUACAUUUCAAAGAGGAGAUGGGGGACUAAUGAGCAAUGGAAGCCGUCCAGGUCUUCUAAAUGCUGGUGACCCCAGUUAUCCAUGGCUUGCUGAUUCAUGGCCAGCCACUAGCUUGCCUGUGAACAAUAGCAAUAGUGGUCCCAAUGAGAUUGGGAAUUUUGGGCGUGGUGAUGCGCUGCCACCAGUUCCAGGCCAAGGGGAUAAAACAGCAACGAUGCUCUCAGAUGGAGCCAUUUAUAGCAGCAUUGACUUCACUACCAAAACCACUUACAAUAGUUCUAGCCAAAUAACACAGGCCACCCCGUAUGCCACGACACAGAUCUUGCAUUCCAACAGCAUACACGAAUUGGCUGUCGAGCUACCUGAUCCGCAGUGGAAAAGUUCAAUUCAGCAAAAAACAGAUCUGAUGGGAUUUGGUUAUUCCCUGCCUGAUCAAAACAAAGGUAACAAUGCCUUACUUUACAUCCCUGACUACCGAUUGGCUGAGGGAUUGUCUAAUAGAAUGCCACACAACCAGUCACAGGAUUUCAGCACCACCAGCUCUCACAACAGCUCAGAGAGGAGUGGCAGUCUCUCAGGUGGAAAAGGUGGAAAAAAGAAGAAAAAUAAAAACUCUUCUAAACAGCAGAAAAACAAUGGAUCGACCUGGGCCAAUGUUCCGCUACCUCCGCCCCCAGUCCAGCCCCUUCCUGGUACAGAGCUGGAGCACUAUGCGGUGGAACAGCAAGAAAAUGGCUAUGACAGUGAUAGCUGGUGCCCUCCAUUACCAGUACAAACAUACUUACACCAGGGCAUGGAGGACGAGCUGGAAGAAGAUGAUGACCGCGUUCCAACACCUCCUGUUCGAGGCGUGGCUUCUUCUCCUGCUAUUUCCUUUGGACAGCAGUCUACUGCUACUCUCACUCCAUCCCCACGAGAAGAAAUGCAACCCAUGCUGCAGGCUCACCUGGAUGAGCUGACAAGAGCCUAUCAGUUUGAUACAGCAAAGCAAACAUGGCACAUUCAAAGCAAUAAUCAACCUCCACAGCCCCCAGUUCCACCAUUAGGUUACAUGUCCGGAGCCUUGAUCUCUGAUUUGGAAACAGAUGUUCCAGAUGAUGAUGCUGAUGACGAGGAGGAAGUUUUAGAAAUCCCAAGGCCCCUGAGAGCUCUAGAGCAGACACCUGGAUCCAGUAUGGACAAUCUAGACAGCUCUGUGACAGGCAAAGCUUUUACCUCGUCUCAAAGACCUCGACCAACCAGCCCAUUUUCUACUGACAGUAACACCAGUGCAGCCAUGAGUCAAGGUCAGAGGCCUCGGCCCAGUAAAAAACACAAGGGCGGGCGAAUGGACCAGCAACCAGCAUUGCCUCAUCGAAGGGAGGGCCUGCCAGAGGAUCUUCCACCACCACCAGACCCCCCUCCAGGUCAGGGUUUAAGGCAGCAAAUAGGCCCAAGCCAGAAUGCUGGUAACGCGGAAAACUCAACAGAGAGAAAAGGAAGCUCUCUGGAGAGACAACAAGCAUCGAACUUAGAAGAAACAAAGAGCUCACUGGAUUGUCCAGCUAGAACACCUCUAGAGUGGCAGCGACAAACCCAAGAAUGGAUAAACGCCACAGAACGCCAAGAAGAUAGACGGAAAGCCCUCCACAAACAAGGUGUCGGACCAGAGGAGACCUUGGUGCCCUAUAGCAAGCCCAGUUUUCCUUCCCCAGGCGGUCACAGCUCAUCAGGAACAGCUUCUUCAAAAGGAUCCACUGGACCUAGGAAAGCAGAGGCAUUGAGGGGCAACCUCCAGCGCAACGCCAGCGACCUUCUUGACAUAGGAUACAUGGGCUCCAGUAGUCAAGGACAGUUUACAGGUGAAUUAUAGUAACUGAGAGGAGACAUGCAAAGCUGCUCUGAAGGACCAGCAGGUCUGAACUCAUGGAAGUGAUGACACUAAACAGUGCAAUGAACAAUUUCUUUAUUUAUGUACUAUUACAACAACUGUAAAUGCAAUGUAAAGACACACAGCCACACAUAUCCCACAGAUAUUUUACUUGUGUUCUUCUCUUAAGUACACCACCCACCUUAACUCUUUCUUGUCAGGAGUAUAUAAAAAAGAAAGAAAACAAAACUCGCCCUCCAGGAAGAAAAGGAUUUUCCUCUGUAUAUAAUUUCUUUUGUGCAUUGCUAUGCAAGCUCCAUCUUUUUAGCUCUGUUCAUAUUAUUGUCUGUUCUUAUUGGUCUGUUGUACUAUAUGUGAAUUAAUAGGCUGUGGUGCCAUAUAUUAACUUUUAAUUGUGUAACUUUUAUGUUUAAAUUUUGCACUGCAAUUUUAUUUGGUGAUAAGCACAAAUCUCUACUCCUCGUGACAUGAAGAAAAAGACUGAAUGUGAAGGGAGUUUCUGUACUGUAAGUUAGUUUGGAUAAUGCUGGUCGUAACCAGUCCAUUAGAUGGUUUUCAGUUGGGGUGUAGAAAUAGGAAGAGGCAAAGGAAUUGUGGUGUUGGAGAAGCCUUCUUUGAGCAUCAAAGACUGAGUCAAUAAAAAGAGAGAGAAAGGUGGCUUUUACUAUUGACAAAAGCAAGGGUCAAAAGAAGGGAGUUUACAUCUAAGACUGAAUAAGCAUUAAAAUACACAGGUAGCAAAGAUGUACUAAACUUGCUAACACAGUAAACAGAAAUUAAAGCUAUACUGAGUUAACCUUACCUGUCAUUGUAAUUGACCCACCUGAGAAUUACAAUCUAAAAGAAAUUGAAAUUAAGGUGUUUCACAAGAGCUGUAUUUAUAUUACAGUUAUUUUAAAAGCAUUUUCUGAAUUACCAUAAUUAAUCUCUCCAACUCAUUAAGUCAGAAUACAAUAUGAAGUUCCCCAAGGAAACAAACAAAAUGAACUCUAAGAUAUCUAGCAAAUAGUAAAGAGGCAAUUUAUUAUUAGGACAUACUCGGGCUGCUUCCAAAUAUAAAAAUUCUAUUACAAUAUCUUGUUUCAUCUUUCUAAUACAUGUACAGUACACACUAGAGGAUAGAGCUGCAUCACUUCAGUUCAUGACUCUUGAAAAAUAAUGCCGUAUAGAUACAAUUUUGUGUUUUAUUUGAUUAAGAAAUGACGUUUAUGCCACCAAAUAUAUAGCCAAAUUGUAAGUGCUUAAAAAAAAAAAAGCAGUGCUCAGAGUAUGUUCAUUUCACAGUAAGUAGAUUUAUUGGAUUAAAUAUUUUAUGGUACAUUUUCAGAAAUUGGCUACCAACAAAAAUAUGUUUGACCCAUUUUGAAUGAGUAAAUUGAAAAAAAAUUUUAAAGGAGAAAAAUGCAUGUUUAUACACUUUUUAAAUAAAACCAAACCUCGUAAGUGGACAUUAAUAGCAGUGUCCUGCCUCAUUUGUUUUCACGACUUUGAGAACAAGAAAUUCCUGGCUAUCGGUGACAUACAUGAUCAAUAUGAAUAUGACUUUGAAAGAUGUUAGCUACUGUACAUGUAUAGUCAAUCAGUCAAGUAAAAAAGAACCUUCCUGAAAUUCCUACUUGUGACAUUUUCCCACGUGCUACCUACACGGUUGUAAAUUUUACUUGCCUAUACUUUCUCAUCUUUCCCCUAGGACAUGUUCAGUAAUUGGUACUUGAUAUAAUAUGUGAUGUAAUCGUUAGGGUCAAUUCUAGAAAAUCUGAUCCAUUGGAAUGACAAUUUGUACUCUUUGCAUUAUGGGCUCAGGCACUAACUGUAAGUGAAAUGUGAUCACAAAGGGAUGAGAUAAUACGAUGUUUCCAUCUUUUCCAUUCCAUGAGACUGCAUCUACACAGGCCAGUACAGAGGAACAAACAGAACAUUAAGAGUACAGACCCCACUUUUUGCUGCAUGUAGGGUAUUUCUUCAUUGAAGUGAAAAACAAUUCUGAGACACACACACACACUAAACCCGUUAUCAUCUUUGUACCACCAGUGCCUAAAUAUUGAUGCAGCUUCAAUUUAUCUGGGUCAAAGAGACUGGGAAGAUGAGACAUUUAUGGAAAGAAUGAGUUCAACUUACAACUGUGAUAUGUGAGGAAUUAAGCUUUUUUUUACUUCUAUAGUUCUUCACUUCUUUCUAUUUCAAAGCAAACACAACUGUGUUCACUUAUGUCCCCUCUUUAGUAUGUUCCACUAUACCUCAAUUAGUCUAAAACCUUAUUUCAUUGCACAUAUUACACAUAGCAUUUGACACUUGGUAACUGACAGUUAUAUGUGAUGAAUAAACCAAAACUUGUGACUUGUGGAUUAAGGUGGGAAAUUGCAUCCUGCCUAGCUGAUUGUCUUCCAUGCAUAAAUAGCUGCUAUGGUUUCAUUAUGCCAAUGCUGUAGAUUUAUGAAUGAUCUUCUAGACUGGUCAUAUUCCCAGUUAAGUCUAGUUUUAAAAAAUCAGUCAGAUCACCCCAAAUCAACCUCAUGUAGAUAAUGAGAUAAAAUGUCAUGGCUAUCCAAAUGAAUUCAGGAACACUACUAAAAACAAAUCAACUUCCUAUAUGUAAAAGCUUCUAAUCAGUUUAAGUCAAAUGUCACUAGAAGAAUGAAAACACAUAGGACAGCUGUGAUGAUUUUUUUGUUCUGUGGCCUAUUAAAGGCUUCUGAUUAGAAUUUCAGUAUGCUCACUCUUUUGCAGGUCUAAACAGAAGUUUGCAUAAGCUGUCACCGGGAUAUCUGAGUGGGAGAGAAUGUAAUCUUAUCUUGCAUUCACAGGGAACAAGGCUGUGAAGUCAUGCCCAACAUAAGCGCAGCUUCAUGCAUGACACUUGAAGUCUACUGGGAAAUAGCUAAAUCUGCCCCAACUCAGGGAUGCCCGAGUGUUUGCAGGCAGUCACCCUACCCCUUCUUCAGAUCUUUCCAUGCCAUAUUUAAAGUGGGAAAGAACAGGGACAUGAAAACAACUGAUUGUGUCACAGGAUUUGAAUCCAGUUCAAGGGAGAACAGAGAAAAUAGUGAACGACAUCUCUGGAAUCAUACAACCAAAGGGAAGUAGAAACACUGUAAGGUUACUUGCUUUGGCUAACAGGAUGGUUUAACUGGUGUUCUCUGUCAUCGUUUAAGGCUAUAGGUACUGAAAUCUAUUUUGAAUGUAAUUCAAGUUGAACAUUUGUAUGAGCUUUGAUAGAACACCUACAAAUUUCUAGUCAAUAAAUUUAUGUAAUUGUUCAUUGACCAUUAAUUAUCAAAAUACCAAUGAACUUUAAACUGGUUUUUCUUCACCACUGCAAAGUAAUAAUGUGUCAGUAUUAAAGAUAUGCAGAAUCAUGACCUUCAUUAACUUGUUCAUCUGCUUCUGUAUAUUGUAUUUCUAGAAUUUCAUAACAAGAAUUGUGUAAAGCAACAUGUCCUUCCACAUUAUCUUAGAGGUGAAGUUACUUUCAUUUGCUUCUCUAUAAUGUGUACUUCAAAUGAAACACCAUAUUUUUAAAAAAUGACUUUCAAUUUACUAAUUUUUCUUAUCAUAAUUUUAAAAAACAUUUAUUGUGACGUUAAAGUGUUGCAAGAGAAGGCACUUUGUGGCCGUGAGUAGACUUUUAUACUUUGUUUUAUAGAUGGAUUUUUUUAACAGUAGCUUAAGUCACCAAACAGCGUCCAAAAUCUUAAUGUGUUUCAUUUAAUGUUGUUAGAACAGAAAAGAAAUUGGCAUAAAAUUGGUUAAUAGUAUUGUCAAAGAAUUGUGUAUUGUGUACUCACUGGGAAAAAAAUAAAAUAUAUUCACAUUUCAAAUUUGUAAAAAAGCCAUUUAUGUAAAACAGACUUGCUUACGGACAAACCAAAAAUAGACCCUUCUACUGCUUACAGAGUCUGCAUUAAUAUUUUAUGACAUAAAUUCACUCUUUCAUUCAGCAAUGAGUAGGGCAACAAUCAAAGGAAUUGGUGUUGAUGUAUAGUAGAGACUAAAAAACACUGAUGAAGUAUAUAAAAUGAAUUUGAAAUCUAAAUUCCACUCCAUGGGCACUGCUUUCUAGAUCUGACCUUACUUCUCCCAUACAGACUUUCAGAUAGAGAUAAUAGAAAUGUCUUGUCUACAGAAUUACUUAAUUAUUUUUAGAAUAUAAGUAAGGAUAAGGAUUGAAAGAAAGUAAAUGUUUUUAAUUGCCUCAAAAUUGCUAAUGACAAUUUUUUUUUUUAAACUAAUGGAUGUUGAAAGUCAUUUUACAGACAGGGUAGAAAAAAAUUCCCUUUUUUUGUUUUACUUCUUAAGUAUUUCAUUCUUUGUCACUGUCAAGUACAAUUACAGCAUCAAAAUCUCUCUAAAAAGGAAAAAAAGUUUAUACUUUGUAAAAGCCUAUACAAAUGGAAAUAAGAAAAUAGAAACAUUGACUUAAAAGUUUUAAAAAAUGCUUGGUAAGAGAGCAAUAAGUUUCAGAGUUUCAUUGUAUCUUAUGUAAGCUAUGAACAUAAAUAGCAUUAGAAUAAGUAAUGCUACAUUAAUAUAAUACAAUGAAAAUAAAUAAUAUUUGUGAUUAAAGACAAUAUAUACCAGUGAUCAAGAAAAUGAGAAACAAUCAUUGCUUUAUGGAAUUUGUGUUUAUGUUAACACCUGCAAAUGACAA